AUGGCCGAACCAAAGAACGCUGGGAUUGUUACAUCCCAAGUCGACAUCGAAAUAUCGAAUGAAAAUGUUUCGGCAGAAAAGAAAGGUACCUCCAAUGAUCAACGAGAUAUGUAUCGCAUGGGCAAGGCCCAGGAGUUGAGACGAAAUUUCCGUUUCGUCUCCAUUUUUGGCUUUUCCAUGAUUCUGAUGGCCAGUUGGGAAACAAUGUUAGGCACAUCGAUUAUUGGUUUGAUCAAUGGCGGCACUGCAGGCAUGAUCUGGCUGUAUCUCGUCGCGUGGAUUGGUUUUCUGGCUGUCAACACAUCCAUGGCGGAAAUGGGUUCCAUGGCUCCGACAUCUGGCGGUCAAUAUCAUUGGGUUUCCGAGUUUGCGCCAAGGACAUACCAAAAAUUUAUCAGCUUCAUCGUCGGCUGGCUUUGCGUCCUCGGAUGGCAAACGGGUGCUGCCAAUACCGCCUUUCUGGCGGGCACUCAAAUCCAGGGGUUGGUGGUUUUGAAUUACCCCGACUAUGUUCCGGAACGGUGGCAUGGUACCUUGUUGACCUUCGCCGUGGCCUCAUUCUCCGUCUUCUUUAACACCUUCCUCGUGAAAAAGCUACCCUUGGUAGAAGGAAUUGUGCUUAUUGUGCACAUUUUCGGCUUCUUCGGUGUUCUGAUCACCCUCUGGGUGUUGGGUCCUCGAGGCAAUGCUCAUGAUGUGUUUACGCAAUUCAACAACUACGGUGGCUGGAGCAGCAAUGGUCUCUCUGCAUUGGUGGGUAUCCUGGCGGUCAUGAUCCCUCUGCUCGGCGCCGAUGGAGCGGUUCACAUGUCUGAAGAACUUCGGGAUGCCUCCAAAGUGCUACCGCGAAGCAUGAUAUGGACCACGGUCUUUAACGGUGGCAUGGGCUGGAUCAUUCUCAUCACCUUCUGUUUCACUCUGGGAAACCUCGACGAUGUCAUCAGUUCACCCACCGGACAGCCCUAUGUCGCCGUAUUCUAUAACGCCACCCAGUCAUAUGCAGGCGCAUCGGUGCUUUCUGCGCUUGUCAUCUUCAUGGCUAUGUUUUGCAACCUAUCCAUCACGGCGACUGCAUCUCGUCAACUCUGGUCAUUCGCUCGUGACCAGGGUAUUCCAGGAGCCGCCUGGUUUGCCUAUGUACGACCGGGUUGGGAUGUUCCAAUGAACAGUAUCGUCGUGUCGUUUGUCGUCUCCUGCCUCUUGUCUCUGAUCAAUAUCGGGUCGACGAUCGCCCUCAACAACAUCACCUCACUGUCUCUCGUCGCCAUUCUCUCCUCGUACAUCGUCUCCAUUGGUUGCAUCUUCUGGAAGCGACUGACCAAUCAGCCACUUCUGCCGGCCAAAUUCACCUUUUCUCGACCCAUCGGCCUUUUCUUAAACGGGUUCAGCCUGAUGUUCCUCACUUUCGCUUUUAUCUUCGCCUUCUUCCCCGGAAAUCCCGAUCCGACCGUUGAGGAGAUGAAUUGGGCCUGUUUGAUUUAUGGUGCGGUGUUGAUCUUCGCUGUUAUCCAUUACUUCGUGAAGGCUCGACAUGUCUAUGACGGUCCGGUGGAAUAUGUGCGAAAAUUGGUUUAG
Rhinocladiella mackenziei CBS 650.93 is the source of this 1575-nucleotide messenger RNA. RefSeq lists its product as uncharacterized. The transcript has 7 exons. Gene Ontology annotation, cellular component: membrane. Gene Ontology annotation, molecular function: transmembrane transporter activity. NCBI's taxonomy places the organism in Eukaryota, Fungi, Ascomycota, Eurotiomycetes, Chaetothyriales, Herpotrichiellaceae. Gene Ontology annotation, biological process: transmembrane transport. The record is from RefSeq and is a predicted model, not a curated record. The coding region runs from base 1 to 1575 and encodes 524 amino acids.